CAAGGUUUUCUCUCAACAAGCUGAUGACAGAAGAAUUUCUCCAGGUUGAUUGUUUGCCCCACAUGGUCCUCUGGAUUUCUUCAUACAAGUGGAGAGAAGCAGAUCAAAAGCCUGCAAGAAAAAAAACAGGCAGAGGAUUGAAAAAAGCCACCAUAAAGAACCUACUCAGGCUCAGAGUAUUUUCUGAAAAAGUUCUGCAGGGCAGAGGGGUUGAACAGUUGAUCACAUGCAGGAGCACGGGAUAGAUGGAGUACAGCUGACUCAACAACUACAGGGGAUUUCGGUUUUGCAAUGGAACAGGUAUGGUUGCUGCUCCUGCUGACGAUUAAAGUGCUUCCAGUGAUUUCUCAGUUCAAUGGAUACAACUGUGAUGCUAACCUCCAUAGCAGGUUUCCUGCUGAGCGAGAUAUCAAUGUUUUCUGUGGAGUACAGACAAUUACUAUGAAGAUAAAUUUUUGCACAGUUCUUUUUUCUGGCUAUUCUGAGACAGAUCUGGCACUGAAUGGGAAACAUGGGGAUGCCCACUGCAGGGGCUUCAUCAAUAACAACACCUUUCCAGCAGUGGUCAUUUUCAUCAUCAAUCUGAGUACUUUGGAAUCUUGUGGAAACACUUUAGUGGUAUCCUCAUCUCGAGGUAUCAAUGCUUAUGGAAAUACCUCAGUGGUGCAGAUAGGAAAUGUUUCAGGGUACAUUGAUACACCUGACCCACCAACAAUCAUCAGCUACUUGCCUGGGCUUCUGUACAAAUUUAGCUGUAGCUACCCACUGGAGUACUUGGUUAACAAUACCCAGCUCGCUUCGUCAUCAGCUGCUAUUUCUGUAAGAGAAAACAAUGGUACAUUUAUCAGCACUUUGAAUUUGUUGCUUUAUAAUGAUUCAACCUACAGCCAGCAACUCCUUAUUCCAAGUACAGGUUUACCUUUGAAAACCAAAAUAUAUGCAGCUGUAAGAGCAACCAACCUUGAUGGCAGGUGGAAUGUUUUGAUGGACUACUGUUACACCACACCAUCUGGCAAUCCUAGUGAUGAUCUUCGAUAUGAUCUUUUCUUCAGCUGUGACAAGGAUCCGCAGACAACCAUAAUUGAAAACGGCAAGAGUCAAAUGGGCCGGUUUUCCUUUGAGGUGUUUCGCUUUGUGAAGCACAAGAACCAGAAGAUGUCCACGGUCUUCCUUCACUGUGUGACGAAGCUGUGCAGAGCAGAUGACUGUCCCUUUCUUGUGCCAAUCUGCAGUAACAGAGAAAGAAGAGACACUGGUGGAAGGACAACUUGGCGCCCUCAGAGCACAUCUGGCAAUGCUGUAAUCUCUGCUGGCCCCAUCAUUACCAGGAGUGAUGAGACACCAACCAACAACUCAGAGCUUGCUCACCCAAAUGGACCUCCUUUCCAGAUGAACACGGUCACCAGUGCGCUGAUUUCAGGCAUUGUGGUCCUAGGAAUUUCAAGCAUUUUCUUUUUUGUAUGUUCUCUAACCCUUCUGCACAGAAACUGGCCCAACAGCUCAGUCCUGAGUGGCAUCCGGAACCCAGUUUUCAACUGAAAGUGAUGAUUUCUUUGCACUUUGUGUUUGGGGUUGCCUUUCUCAUCUGUGAAAUAUGAUUCCAUUAAAAAGUAAUAUUAAGGCAACACUCCAGUGGUAUCCAGCUUCUGUUCCAGCUAUUCUAUAUUUGUAGGUUUGCUAGAUGAUAUUGUGUAGGUAAGCAGCAGUGAUGUUGGUAACAAGCCUAGAAAAUGUUGAGAAUCUCAAUUGUGUUUGCUAUCAGACUGCAUGACAUUUGCCCAUGAAUGUGCUGACAAUAGAGCUCAAGUCUUCAUCCUCUCAGUAAGGUCUAAAAGCUGAAGAGGCUGCAGAUGAGAACCUUUCCAAACAUGCCACUGUAAUUCAAAGGCUGACAUAUUCAGAAAAAUUCAUAACUUCAUAAACACCUAGUAAAAUAAAGAUCACUUCUCUUUUGUUAUUUCAUUUUUCACAAAAACAAGUGUGUCUCAGGAGGAAUUUGCUUUCAGCUGUCUUGGCUAAAAAUAACCUAAGAAAGCCUUGGAACAAGUAAGUUUUACUUAUUUGUAAUUUGGAAGUAUUUUCUUAAAUAUGUCUUCCAUUGGCUUGUGGAGAUACCAUGUGUCAAGUAUUGCCCAAACUUUCCUCACAGAAAAUUAUUUUUGGAGCACAAUUUGGCAACUGAGUAAAACUCUCACUAAUAUACCAAUUGUUAAGAACAA
Parus major (Great Tit) is the source of this 2219-nucleotide messenger RNA. RefSeq names its product zona pellucida like domain containing 1 (gene ZPLD1). The transcript is spliced from 12 exons. The record is from RefSeq and is a predicted model, not a curated record. Gene Ontology annotation, cellular component: cell surface. NCBI's taxonomy places the organism in Eukaryota, Metazoa, Chordata, Aves, Passeriformes, Paridae. The coding region runs from base 292 to 1539 and encodes 415 amino acids.